Mercurialis annua (annual mercury) is the source of this 3515-nucleotide messenger RNA. Its product is annotated as pentatricopeptide repeat-containing protein At4g20090. NCBI's taxonomy places the organism in Eukaryota, Viridiplantae, Streptophyta, Magnoliopsida, Malpighiales, Euphorbiaceae. The coding region runs from base 186 to 2177 and encodes 663 amino acids. The record is from RefSeq and is a predicted model, not a curated record. The transcript has 6 exons. Gene Ontology annotation, molecular function: protein binding.
UCUGAUUCGGUUCGGGUUACACCCCCACGCCCUACUUCCUCUCCCGACUGUCGUAAGAGAUUAUCGGUUCUAUAACUUCAUAAGUGAUCGACGUUUACAAGCUGAAGAAUUCAAGAAUAAAAUGAAACAAGGCGGUUCAGAAAUUCGCUAUUAGGCGGCGGUUCAGAUAAUUCCGGCGACCCAAUAUGCCUUAUAUACUCAGCACAAACUUCCUCAACACCCUAAACAAUAGCAACAAAAAACUCUAUUUAACCCUAAUUAAAUUAUCUUCCGUGCAUAAUCACUGCUGUUAUUGCUCUUCACUCGCAACUAAAACGACCCCAACUCACAAUAAUCAUCUCCAAAACGACACUGAAACUGAUUCUUCUCCAGUUUGUGAUAAUUUUUUCAAUUCAGGCGCCAAAAUGGGCUCAUUCAAGGUUGGUGAUUCAACAUUUUAUUCACUCAUUGAAAACUAUGCAAAUUCCAGUGAUUUUAGCUCGUUAGACAGGGUUUUAACACGAAUGAAGCUCGAAAAACGGGUUUUUUUAGAGAAGAGUUUUAUCUUAAUGUUUAAAGCUUACGGUAAAGCUCAUUUACCUGAUAAAGCUAUUGAGUUGUUUUAUAGAAUGAAUUAUGAGUUUCGUUGUAGAGCUACUGUUAAGUCUUUUAACUCUGUUCUUAAUGUAACUAUACAAACUGGAUUAUAUGAUCGCGCUUUGGAGUUUUAUAAUUCUGUUAUAUUGGGUUGUAAAGAUAUAAAUAUAGUGCCUAAUGUGCUUAGUUUUAAUUUGAUUAUUAAAUGUAUGUGUAAGUUGGGAUUGGUUGAUAAUGCAAUUGAGGUGUUUAGAGAAAUGCCGGUUAGGAAAUGUGUACCGGAUGCUUAUACUUAUUGUACAUUGAUGGACGGGCUUUGUAAAGUUGAUAGAAUUGAUGAGGCGGUUUCUUUGCUAGAUGAGAUGCAAAUUGAGGGGUGUUUUCCUAAUCCGGUUACUUUUAAUGUGUUGAUCAAUGGGUUGUGUAGAAAGGGUGACUUUUCGCGGGUUGCUAAGCUUGUUGAUAACAUGUUUCUUAAGGGUUGUGUUCCUAAUGAAGUGACGUAUAACACCCUUAUACAUGGCUUAUUGUUGAAGGGGAAGUUGGAUAAGGCUCUUAAUCUUUUGGAUCGAAUGGUGUUGAGUAAAUGUGUGCCUAAUGAAGUCACGUACGGGACGAUUAUUAAUGGACUUGUUAAGCAAGGAAGAGUUGUAGAUGGCGCUCGUCUUCUUGUUUUGAUGGAAGAAAGAGGGAUUCGUGUUAAUGAAUAUGUUUGUUCGGUUCUAGUUAGUGGGCUAUUUAAGGAGGGGAAGUCCGAGGAGGCAAUGCAAUUGUUCAAGGAAUCAAUAGAUAAAGGAUGCAAAAUUAACACUAUUGUAUAUAGUGCGCUUAUACACGGCUUAUGUCAAGAUAGAAAGCCAGAUAAAGCAAUGGAAAUUCUUUUGGAAAUGACUGGUAAGGGUUGCACACCGAAUGCAUUCACUUAUAGCUCAUUAAUGAAGGGAUUCUUUGAAGUGGGUAACAGCCAUAAAGCAGUUGAGGUGUGGAAGAACAUGGCAACAACUAUUUGUGUACAGAAUGAAGUUUGUUAUAGUGUACUCGUUGAUGGCCUAUAUAAGGAUGGGAACGCCAAGGAGGCUAUGAUGGUCUGGACAAAAAUGUUGGCGACUGGACAAAGGCCUGAUGUUGUGGCUUACAGUUUAAUGAUUCAUGGCCUCUGCAAUGCAGGUUUAGUAGAAGAGGCUUUAAAACUCUACAACGAGAUGCUAUGUUUGGAACCUGAUUCCCAACCAGAUGUUAUUACAUAUAACAUACUCUUUAAUGCUUUAUGCAACCAGAAUAGAGUUUCUCGUGCUGUAGAUCUUCUAAAUAGUAUGCUAGAUCGGGGAUGCGACCCUGACUUAACUACAUGCAAUGUAUUUCUUAGAAUGUUGAGAGAAAAGGUAGAUCCACCUCAAGAUGGGGCAGAGUUUCUGGACGAGCUAGUAAUUCGUCUAUCAAAGAUGCAAAGAACUAUAGGUGCUUCCAAGAUUGUAGAAGUGAUGUUACAGAAGUUUUUAUCACCAAAAGCCUCUACUUGGGCACAAAUCAUUCAAGAACUAUGUAAUCCUAAGAAAAUUCAAGCAGUCAUUGACAAGUGCUGGAGUAACCUAUAUUGCUGAUUAUUUAGCAUGUUUCCUGAAUCAACGCAUGAAACAUUUUCAACCAUUCUAUUUCAGAAUUGUAGGGCUCAUCCGAGGCUGGAAAAGGCAAAACUUUUAGAAACAAAUUUUACAAUUUUCCAUAUGCUGCAAGGCAUGUUAGAUACCAUCACAUUACUGGUCAUGUAUCACACAGUUAGAGAAUUUUUGUGAUUAUGUGGUGAUAAGAUUUUAGCAUGUAUUGCAUCAGAAAUUACCGAUUUUGCCGGCAGACACGUCCAAGUUACCGUCGCUUCUUCUGGGAAGAAGGUGUUUCUUAGAGAAGAUGACGAGGAAGAACAUGGCAGAAUGGAUGAUAUGACUAAAUUAACAAAUUUGCAUGAGGCCGGAGUGCUUUUCAAUCUUGAGAGAAGAUAUACUCUUAAUGAUAUUUAUAUCUAAGCUGUUAAUCUGUUCACCAAGCUCCCACAUCUUUACAAUGUGCAUAUGAUGGAACAAUACAAGGGAGCACCAUUUGGUGAGCUAAGCCAAACACAUUUUUGCUGUGGGAGUGGCAGAUGCAUCAUAUGGAGCAAUGACGAGUGAAGGCAGAAGCCAACCCAUACUAUUCAGUGGAGAAAGUAGGGCUGGGAAAACUGAGACAACUAAGUUGAUCAUUACUGGCCACUGGAGAAAGUGGGGCUGGGAAAACUGAGACAACAAAAUUGAUUGUGCAGUAUCUAACUUAUGUUGGUGGUCGGGCUGCUGGUGAUGAUAGAACAGUCGGGCAACAAAUUCUUGAAGUAAGACAUGGGAUUUUUUCUUUUGUUUUUUCCCCUCAGCGUUACCAUAUUGUGCUAGUUUGGUAGCAUCCAUCUCUGACGUAAGAGGUUGGUAGGAUAUACUUGGCUAAUGAUAUUUUUUUGUUCAUACACGUGUUUAAGUGUGUAUGCAGGUCGCAUAUUUAUCAGCUUACUCUUUUUUUCUAGAACCCGGUUGCAAGGAAAGCAUAUUUAGGUUCCGAUUCUAAACUAAACUUUUUUUUUGCUGAAGGUAUAAUGAGUUGUGUUUAUAGAGAUUUUCCAGGGAUGACUUGCUUAGCUUUUGAGCAUCCAUAUGAUAUUUGUGACGAAGUAGUUUGCAAAAUUCAUGUUAUAUUUUUACAUUUAGAUAUUGCUUAAGCACAUUUGUCUCAUAAAAGGAUUAUUCUGAUUCAUACUUUUAUGUAAUCAAGUCAAAUCCUCUGUUGGAGGCAUUUGGUGAUGCAAGGACUGUUAGCCAUGACAACUCAAGAUAGGUUACUCUUAUUUUCAAAAUGUAAUUGAUUUAUUUUUCUAGCUAUAACUCUAUAUAUGCUCCUAGUUUUAAACUUUUCAUGCA